Messenger RNA from Aaosphaeria arxii CBS 175.79, 1284 nucleotides. RefSeq lists its product as uncharacterized. The coding region runs from base 1 to 1284 and encodes 427 amino acids. The transcript has 3 exons. The record is from RefSeq and is a predicted model, not a curated record. Lineage: Eukaryota; Fungi; Ascomycota; Dothideomycetes; Pleosporales.
AUGCGCGAACAAAUCGAUUCCACCACAAAAGAGCACCGGACCUGGACAGACUCUGUCAGAACGACGCAGAAUUCCCAAGCAUCAAUACACAAACAAGUUGAUGGCAUUCAGAAGGAAUGUGAAGAAUUCAAAAAGUAUACAGAAACUGCGCAAGAGAAACACGCAGAUUCGGUCACGAAGCAGUUGGAUGCGUUUCGAUCGGAGUACGCAGAUUCGGUCACGAAGCAGGUGAACGUGUUUCGAUCGGAUUACGCAGAUUCGGUCACGAAGCAGUGGGAUGCUUUUCGAUCGGAGUACGCAGAUUUGAAAGCAUCCACAAGAAAGAAUCAGGACGAACAUCAGCACUCUGUUGAUGGACGGGUUGACGCCCUGAAAUCACAAAACAAGGCUCUGGAAGAAUCGCUUCAGGAAAUGAGAAAAGAAUUGACAAAGCUCUCCAACGAUCGGGAUUCCCUUGCCUCGACGACAGAGCAACUGCAAACGGACAUGCAGUCUAUAGACGCCGAAUCGCUCAAGUCCCAAGUUAAUACUGUUUCGUCAAAUAACAAAGAGUUCGGAAAUUCACUCCAACGGUUGCGGAACGGGUAUGCGGAACUCAUCACCUCUCACAACUCUAUCGUUUCAACAAUGCAGAAGCAUAGACAGGCGUCCAAGUCACCCAAAAUCGAUGAGAUCAAUAAACAAAUUAUGAAACUUCAUCCAAAAUACGAGGACCUGUUUGAGUCAGUCGAGCAAUUGGAAGAUGCAUGUCGCAGUGCUCACGAGAAAGUUCAAACACAUACUGAACAGAUAGAGUAUUUGCAGUCCACUCUCGACGAUGUUACCAUCACAGACACUUCAGAUGUCAACCAAUUCUACCAACUGGAAGCCGCUAUCAACGCGAACGCAUCUAGGAUGAAACGUCGAGUGGAAGAUGUUGACCAUUCGAUCAAACGCCAGGAGCAGAUCACGUCAACGUUCGAAUCCAGUCGUCUUGAGCGCCUCAGUCGCAUGAGCAAACGAAGCCUCCUCCGAAACGCCAAACGAGCCUCUGAAUGGGUGUUUGCAGGUGGGCUCGCGGGUUUUGGGGAUCGCGAUCGCUGGGUGCAGCCGUUCAUUCGGCAUGCUGAGAUCGAUUUCGAUACAAGCCGCAGGGACGGUGAAUAUUCACUUUCGAGGAUUUUGCGUGAGGAGGUAGGGAUGGCAUUAGGCGAUUCUCGAUGGACGGACAACAGCGAUGAAGACGAUACGUGGAAUGGAAGUGAGGAAGUGGACGAUACAGCAGAAUCCGCGCGACAAUUCUGA